Messenger RNA from Drosophila simulans, 1176 nucleotides. RefSeq names its product putative gustatory receptor 36b (gene Gr36b). Gene Ontology annotation, cellular component: dendrite; axon; membrane. The coding region runs from base 1 to 1176 and encodes 391 amino acids. Gene Ontology annotation, biological process: sensory perception of taste. Gene Ontology annotation, molecular function: sweet taste receptor activity. NCBI's taxonomy places the organism in Eukaryota, Metazoa, Arthropoda, Insecta, Diptera, Drosophilidae. The record is from RefSeq and is a predicted model, not a curated record. The transcript is spliced from 3 exons.
AUGGUCGAUUGGGUCGUGUUGCUGCUGAAGGCAGUCCACAUAUACUGCUACUUGAUAGGGUUAAGUAACUUUGAGUACGAUUGCCGAACAGGACGCGUAUUUACAUCGUGGCGAUGUACUAUCUACGCCUUCAUGGCUAACAUCCUUAUUUUGAUUACAACAAUUUAUCAUUUUACCGCUCACAGUAAUAACAAUUUAAUUUUUCAAAGCGCAAAUAAGCUGCAUGAAUAUGUUAUCAUCGUAAUGUCCGGCCUAAAGAUCGUGGCGGGGCUCAUUACGGUGCUUAAUAGAUGGCUUCAGCGUGGCCAAAUGAUGCAGCUAGUGAAAGACGUUAUCCGUUUAUAUAUGAUCAAUCCGCAGUCGAAGAGUAUGAUUCGCUGGGGAGUUAUAUUGAAAGCUUUCAUUAGUUUUGCAAUGGACCUCUUUCAAGUAAGACUCUCCGUGGAUGCAUUGGAACGCCAAGGAACAGCCGAUUUGAUGGGCUUGUUUGUAAAAUUGUGCGUUUCGUUCAUUAUGAAUUUGGCCAUAUCCCAGCAUUUUCUGGUAAUGCUUUUAAUUCGAGCACAAUAUCGGAUUAUUAACGCAAAGCUGCGAAAGGUGAUCGAGGAAAGCAGGAAUUUGAGUUUCCUGCAGCACCGAAAUGGAGGCUUUAUGACGAGAUGCUGCUAUCUAUCUGAUCAGUUGGAAGAUAUAGGCGAGGUCCAGAGCAAACUACAAUCGAUGGUGGGUCAACUGGGAGAGGUAUUCGGCAUGCAGGGGCUUAUGGCUUAUAGUGGAUACUACCUAUCCAUUGUGGGCACAUCUUAUAUGUCAUAUAGCAUAUAUAAAUAUGGACCGCAAAAUCUGAAACUGUCACCCAAGACCUCGAUCAUCGCCUGCAUUUGGAUUACCUUAUUUUACCUUGAUGCCUUGGUCAAUUGCAACAAUAUGCUAUGUGUGUUGGACCAUCACAAGGACUUUUUGGGUCUAUUGGAGGAACGAACUGUGUUUGCUUCCAGCUUGGACAUUCGACUGGAGGAAUCCUUUGAAAGUCUUCAGUUGCAACUGGCUCGAAACCCAUUAAAAAUUAAUGUAAUGGGUAUGUUCCCUAUCACGCGUGGCUCAACUGCGGCUAUGUGUGCUUCUAUUAUAGUGAAUUCAAUUUUUCUAAUUCAAUUUGACAUGGAAUUCUUUUGA